AGCGAAACCCUAGUUCUUCAGGUAACAGCUUAGGAGUCGGUCCUCAUUUUCCUGUGGUUGCAAUGGCGAACAAGAAGAACCUUUUGCUUCUCCUUCAAAAUCCCACCGAACCAUGUUUCAUGGCCAAAGGGGAGAAGAAUUCCGUAUUUGAUAUGCCAACUGACUAUUUGCCUCCACAAUAUCAACACCUGGGCGUGCAGCUGUUCAACCGAUUUGGCGAAGAAGCGGGCGAGAGAAUUCCGGUUAAGAAAAUUUCUUUGCCCAGUUUAGGAAAGAUUCUUAAUUUACCACGUCAUGCUAAUUUCUCUCUGUUUCUUCCGUUCCAUAGGCAGAUUGCGGGACAACUGAUUGAUAUCUUUAUGGGAAUGAGGAAUAUCGACGAGUUACAAUCGAUGGCAGUUUACGCUCGUGAUCGCGUCAACCCUUACCUCUUCAACUACUGUCUGUCCGUCGCACUCCUUCACCGACCGGAUACGCAGGACUUGGAUUUACCGUCGUUCAUGCAGUCUUUCCCCGACAAGUUCCUCGACAGCAAGACGUUUUCCAAGGUCCGAGAGGAAGCGACAAUUGUACCGACCGGUUCUAGAUUGCCGAUCGAGAUCCCAAUCGACUUCACCGCGUCGAACCUGGAGGAAGAGCACCGCGUCGCCUACUUCCGCGAAGACGUCGGCCUUAAUCUCCACCACUGGCACUGGCACUUGGUCUACCCAUUCAACGGACCCAGAGAGAUCGUCAACAAGAAUCGUCGAGGCGAGCUCUUCUACUACAUGCACCAGCAAAUCAUGGCCAGAUAUAACUUCGAGCGCUUCUCCAACUCUUUGAAGCGAGUCACCCGCUUGGUCGACUGGCGUGCACCAAUCACCGAGGCGUACUUUCCGAAACUGGACAGCAUGGUGGCCAGUCGAUCUUAUCCGGCUCGGGUCGCGAACCAAACGCUGAAGGAUCUAAAUAGGGAGCAAGAUCAAGUUAAGGCCGACAUUGGAACAAUGGAACGUUGGAGGGACAGAAUCAUUGCGGCUAUCAAUUCCGGGGUCAUCCAAGACGAAAGGGGCAAUAACGUCACACUUACCGAAUUCGAAGGUAUCGACGUUCUUGGCAACAUGAUUGAAUCUAGCAUCAUCUCACCGAACAGAGCUUUCUAUGGAGACCUCCACAACUAUGGCCACGUGUUCAUCUCGUACUGUCACGACCCUGAUCAUCGUCACUUGGAAUCAUUCGGUGUAAUUGGCGACUCGACAACCGCAAUGCGGGAUCCUGCAUUUUACCGAUGGCACGCGUACAUUGACUACAUCUUCCAACAGCUGAAAGACUCGCUACCAAGGUACACAGUGAAUCAGUUAAAUUAUGACGGGGUUACGGUUACAUCCUGCUCGGUGCAAGCGCAAGGGGCGCCGCAAAACGAACUGCAAACUUUUUGGCAACAAUCCGACGUCGAUCUUUCACGCGGCAUGGACUUCCAACCUCGUGGCUCCGUCUUCGUCAGAUUCACCCACUUGAAUCACCGAGCCUUCAACUACACCAUCAACGUGAAUAACACAGGAGGUGCGCGUCAGGGGACGUGCAGAAUUUUCAUCGCACCUGCCGCCGACGAGAGAGGCAACCCUUGGUUAUUCCAAGAUCAGAAGGGAUUGUUUGUGGAGUUGGAUCGUUUUGUAGUAAACCUGAGACAGGGUCAGAACACCAUUACUCGCCGAUCGGAUCAGUCUUCCGUGACCAUUCCCUUCGAGCGAACCUUCCGUAACCUAGAAGCGAAUAGGCCCGCGGGAGGUGACGCACUGGAACAAUUUAAUUUCUGCGGAUGCGGAUGGCCCCAACACUUGCUCAUAGCGAAGGGCACUCCCGAAGGAUUGCGCUGCCAUCUCUUUGUCAUGAUAUCGAACUAUGCAGACGACAGGGUUGUUCAAGAUACCCAGGUGCCGUGUAACGACGCGUCAAGCUAUUGCGGUAUUAAGGACAGGCUGUAUCCCGAUCGCCGUUCCAUGGGUUAUCCAUUUGAUAGAGCACCACGUGACGGUGUUAGCACCUUGCAACAAUUUCUUACUUCAAACAUGAGAGUGCAACCGGUUACUAUUCGUUUCACGGGCCGCACCGAACGUCGUCAAUAAUAAAUUAACCGCUGGACUCCUGACUGAUGUGAUUUUUUAGUUGCCAAUGUAUAUUAAUUUAGCAAUAAGUUCGUCGAUUUAUGUAUAUAAUAUGUACCUAUAUUAAGCAGUCUUAUGUAUAUUAUAUUUUAUUAUGUUGACUUUA
Messenger RNA from Photinus pyralis (common eastern firefly), 2250 nucleotides. Its product is annotated as phenoloxidase 1-like. The record is from RefSeq and is a predicted model, not a curated record. Bases 63 to 2105 code for a protein of 680 amino acids. Lineage: Eukaryota; Metazoa; Arthropoda; Insecta; Coleoptera; Lampyridae. The transcript is spliced from 10 exons. Gene Ontology annotation, molecular function: oxidoreductase activity.